This is a messenger RNA of Zea mays, 594 nucleotides long. RefSeq lists its product as uncharacterized. The coding region runs from base 145 to 342 and encodes 65 amino acids. The record is from RefSeq and is marked validated. NCBI's taxonomy places the organism in Eukaryota, Viridiplantae, Streptophyta, Magnoliopsida, Poales, Poaceae. The transcript has a single exon.
ACUGAACUAGCUAGCAGCAGCAGCAGUUUCCUAGUGAGCUUAGUGCGUCCAGUGCCUGACAACUGUCGUCUGUGCUGUGCUCCGAGAGAAGCUUAGAGCGCCAGCAGGCAAGAAGAAGCUUCGGGGUCAUCGGUCGCCGCCGGAAUGGGAGCCAGCCUGUCUUGCUUCGGCGGGUCAGAAGGCGGGUACUACGCCGACGAGCCGGGGUACGAGCAGCCGCGGCGGUCGUCCAGGAAGGUGCGGCCGAGCGACGAGGACGGCCUGUGGUACGUAGGCGAGCGCGACGUCGACAUGAAGGCGUCGGCGUUCAUCGCCAGGUUCCAUGCCACCGCCUCGAGCUAGGCCCUGCAGGAGUGUCCAUGUGCACGGCGCCGAUCAUAUACCACCAUGUGAAAUCUUUAGUCUAUCUGUGUCUCUCGAGCCUGCUCAUGCCUCUGCUCGAGAUAAUCUCUCUAGUCACUAGCGCUUCCUUCUUCCUUCUUCCCCGACUGAUGGUUAGCUUAGUUCGCUUCAUUUUCCGUUAAUUACUACUGUACGUGCUUGACACUAUACUUAAGCCCCAUGCAUGUCAAUAUAUCCAUCUACUUACUCUCU